Messenger RNA from Oryza brachyantha (malo sina), 1467 nucleotides. RefSeq lists its product as uncharacterized. The record is from RefSeq and is a predicted model, not a curated record. The transcript has 4 exons. NCBI's taxonomy places the organism in Eukaryota, Viridiplantae, Streptophyta, Magnoliopsida, Poales, Poaceae. The coding region runs from base 1 to 888 and encodes 295 amino acids.
AUGUCGAGGGAAGGUGGAAGAGCAUCGUGGAAUUCUGCAUUAGAAAAAGGACUUAUCGAUAUACUUCAUGACCAUAAUUUACCAAGAUUCAGGGCUCAAAAUGCUUGGAAUACCGAAGGAUGGAGAAGUAUCACCUCCAAGUUCAAUGAAAAGUUUCCACACAUUUAUUUCACGAAACAACAGAUCCAAGAAAAGGAGAAGGAACUCAAGGGGAACUACAAAGUUAUAAAAAAUGCACAAAGUGGAGUUGGAUGGAAUGAUUCACUUUGUAUGAUUGUUGCUGAACCAGCUAUUUGGGAUAGGAUACUUCAGGCUCAUCCAAAGGUCAAGAAGUUUCGCUCCAAACCAUUCCCACUUUUCAAUCAAUUGGCCUUACUGUAUGAAGGAAGUGUUGCAACAGGUGAUUUAUGUUUUACAUCAACUCAAGAAAUAUCUUAUUCAAGUGAUCAAAAUAUGGGAAUGACACAUGAGGUUUUAAGUCUAGAUGGGUUGACAAACCCAUUUUCAAACAUGGGUGCGCCGGAGACUUCAAGUACAAACAUGGCAAAGGAGGCACAAGAGAGCUCAACACCAAACAAAGAAAAAGAAGUUGAUGUUGGAAAGAAGCGCAAGCAUAAUCAAGUAGCAUUGGUACUCGAGGACUACUUGGAAUUCAAAAAAGAGCAAGCAAAAAGGGUAGUGGGUAAAAUAGUGGAGGCAUCAAGGCAUGAAAUUGACACUUCUAUCUCCAAGUGUAUUGCUACGAUUGAAUCGAUCCAAGAGUUAACAGAUGAAGAAAAAGCAAAAGCUCUUGGACUCUUUAGAUGUCCACUCAAUAGGGAAAUAUUUAUGAACACAAGCAUCCCUAGCGUGCGCCUGAUAUGGCUAAAGAGCCAAAUUGCUGGAUAGAAGCUUCAGCAAGAGAUUUCCUGAUCGUGUCAUAAGCUGGCAGUGCAUGAAAGAAUAUAUGAAUUUGCAUUGUCUAGAGUAAUAAAGUAUCCUAAAAGCAUUAGUGGAGGUACAAAUUUGAUUAUGGUGUUUUGAAGAUGCUCAAUUUUUUUGUUAGUGUCUUCAAUUCUCACUGGUAACUCUUCAUUUUAAUAUAUUUCUUGUCCAUGGUGUGUUCUAAGGAUAUCAUUUGAUAUGAUAUGUCAUGUAGAGGUUGUUCUUUUCAAUACUGCAUGGAUCUAAGUCUUGGCCUGGAACUAUACAGAUUAUCAUCAUUAUUUUUUAGACAGAGUAGUGUUGUUCUGAUGCUGUUGCUGAUCUAAUGAUGUUGCUGAUCCGAUCUGAUGCUGUUUCUAAUCUGAUGAUGUUGCUGUUCAGAUUAUCGUCAUUAACAUUUAAGAGGCCUGUUGUUGAUCUGAUACCGUUGCUAAUAUAAAAAACUUACCUUCCUUCCUCGUCCUCUUUUGUUUCAGUUCACUUUUUGUUAAAUAUUGGGGGAUAUAAACAGAACAGUAAUCCCAUGUUAUUAUCGAAUGGUUC